This is a messenger RNA of Trypanosoma cruzi, 439 nucleotides long. RefSeq lists its product as uncharacterized. The annotation marks the transcript as partial. NCBI's taxonomy places the organism in Eukaryota, Euglenozoa, Kinetoplastea, Trypanosomatida, Trypanosomatidae. The record is from RefSeq and is a predicted model, not a curated record. The transcript has a single exon.
AUGCUAACGUCUCAAGAGGUUGCCUGCCAAUUCAUCCCCGCGUUCUUUGAACGCCUCGCGUCCAACCCCGCGGAGCUCGCGGAAAUGUACGGCCCGAACUCGUCCUUAACAAUCGUAGACUUCGUAUACGGCACAACAGAAGUCCGAAACGAGGACGUCCCUCGGGCUGUAGAGCAAUGGGCUCAGAUUCUUCAGGGGUGCGAGCUCUGCGUGGAGAGCUACUCCGCCGUCCCCUUGUACGGUGGAGUGAGCGUGUACGUGACAAUGUUUGCUGAGUCUAAGACGACACGUCACUACUUUCAGUUUGUCAACAUUCUUGAGGCAUACGGCGCGGGGGCCUACGGCUCGGAGGCGUACUUUAUCCGUCACCAGAUUCUGAUACGCCCUGGAUCCGCUGAGACGGAACAGCCGGAGCCGGAAGUCAUGCCCGACCAAGAGC